This is a messenger RNA of Colletotrichum aenigma, 1266 nucleotides long. RefSeq lists its product as uncharacterized. Lineage: Eukaryota; Fungi; Ascomycota; Sordariomycetes; Glomerellales; Glomerellaceae. The transcript is spliced from 7 exons. Bases 1 to 1266 code for a protein of 421 amino acids. The record is from RefSeq and is a predicted model, not a curated record.
AUGAGCAGCUCCUCCAGUGGUCCGAUCGGAGCGGCGCCGCCGCCUCCCGGGGAGACGCCCGACUUUGCGAACCCGCGAGACAUCUUUCACACGCUGCAUACCGUCUACAUGGCCAUCAUCCAGGUCGUUGUCGUCGUGUUCUUUGCGAUACGGGUGUAUGUGAAGCUGUCCGCCCAUGGAAGGUUUAGACUGGAGGACUGGAGCUGUCUGCUUGGAUGGUUCUUUACUGUGUUGCUCAACGGUACCGUGUUCUUCAAGCUUCGGCACGGAGAAGGAUAUCACAUUUGGGAGAUCACCGAGGCCAACUUCCUAGAGCUGCAAAAGUGGCUCUACAUCAGCUCUCUCCUGUACACCCCGGCCGCCUUCUUCACCAAGGUGGCCAUCCUGCUCUUGGUUGUGCGAGUCUUCUCCGUCGACCUGUUCGUCGCCCGGACACUGCACGCUCUGCUGGUCUUCUUCCUCAUUUGCUACUUCCCGGCCCAAGUCGCCAAGACACUGGUCUGCAUCCCCAUCAACGCCUUCUGGGAUCCCACAAUACGGAAUUUCAAGUGCAUCAACCAGACAAAGCUGUUCAUAUACGACACCACGCUGGGCAUCGUAUCCGAUCUCGCCAUUCUGCUGAUCCCCGUGAUCCUGACGUGGACCCUGCGUGUUUCUUUGCUGAAAAAGGUCAAAAUCGUAGGGCUGUUGGGAGCUGGCGGCGUCGCGGUAGGCAUCACCGCCUAUCGGAUGUACCUCGUGCUCAAGUUCGAAGACACGACAGAUCCAACCGUCGACUUUGUCCCGCUCGACUGGACCGUCACCGGAGAGCUCGCCAUCGGGCUGAUAUGCGCGUGCUUUCCCUCCAUCAACUACCUCCUCGAGCAACGGUCCCUCCGUAGGAUAUCGCCCAACACACCGCGGUCGACGUCGUCGUCGUGGAGGAACACUUCGAAAAAGUACAUUGACACGUUUUCGUCUUGCUGCUCAAGGUUCACGGGCGGGAGCACGCGGAACAGGACGUGGCUGCGGAGCACCAACGCCACGAGCAGGGACAGGCUGGCCUCUACGCCGAACUGGACACCGAACAUGAGCCCGGAGACGGAGAGAAGCGAGCCGCGGCGAGAGGACUACGACAUUGAGCUUGCGGUGCUCUCACGGCGACCGACGCACAACUUUGAUUCGCCGGGCCCGUCAAGGGGUCCGGAGGGCGGUGAUGAGGGCUGGCUGGGUCCGCUGCCGAUGUUGAGGCCGUUGCCGGAUGUUGGGCGGGAGUGCCCAACAUAG